GUUAAUGAACAAAACACACAAUUGAAUUCUUUCAUGGUAUCAGCAGCCCAGAGAAAAUAAAUAGCCGUCACAUCUCUUUCUUCUUCCUCCUUGCUUUUCUUCUUCUUCCAUGGCUGAAACAACCAAGUUUCACCCGGCCCUUGCCGUCAACAAUGUUAAAAACUUCAUCCCUGUAACCCUAGACAUGGAAAGCUCCCAGUACAACUCGUGGGCUACCUUGUUCAAAAUUCAUACACGAGCCUAUCAAGUGCUCGACCACAUCAUCCCAAGCAAGAACCAGACGGCUAAUACCGAAACCGAUGAAGCGGAUCAAGGCCUUUGGGAUCGCCUUGAUGCGAUCGUGUUACAGUGGAUAUAUGGAACCAUAUCCAACGAUGUCCUUCACACCAUUCUCGAGCCUGACCUCACCGCCAUGGACGCGUGGAAUCGACUUGCUGACCUUUUCCAUGACAACCAAACCACAAGGGCCGUCUAACUUGAGAACCAACUGUCACAUGUUCAUCUCGACGAUUUUCCAAGCGUCACCACCUAUUGUCAGCGUAUCAAGAUGCUCGCCGAUCAACUUGGCAAUGUCGGAGCUCCGGUGUCCGAUCAACGUAAGGUACUAACACUUGUUGCAGGUUUGAAUGAAGCUUAUGGUGGUGUUGCAACCCUCAUCCAACACAGCAACCCCUUGGUAUCGUUCUCUAAGGCUCGUUCCAUGCUUGUCUUGGAAGAGUCUAACCUUGGUAAGCAAGCAGCACGAGAGGCUGCCUUGAUUGUUGGGGCGAAUCCACCGGAUGAUCCUGCGGCUCCGGCUCGUGCCCCUGCCACCAACAACAACAACCGAAACAACAACAACAACAGGCGCAAUGGUGGUGGUCGCGGACGUGGAAACAACAACAAUUAUAAGGGCCGUGGUGGAGGUGGCCGCGGUCGUGGCUCCAAUUCUUCUCAGCAGCAGGCGCAAACUCAGCCACCACAAUGGCCCCCUGGCUGGCAGUAUCCACCGUGGGCUGGGUGGUCCCCUCAGCCCUGGGCCACCCCGCCUUGUCCCUACCCCACAACAUGGCAGCCACGCCCUCCACACAACAAGCAGCCGGGUAUCUUAGGUGCUCGACCUCCGCAAGCAUACCAAACAUCAGUCUCUCAAGGCAAUGGUUAUGCGCCAACUGACAUUGAGGCAGCAUUACACACACUCUCCCUCAACCCACCGGAUGACAACUGGUACAUGGAUACCGGCGCCACGUCUCACAUGACCUCCAAUCCAGGAUUUACGGACGGGGAAGCCACUAAUGAGGUGUGAGAGCUCGGGCGAUCUCUACCCAAUCACAAAAAAUCGGGACAUCUCUCCUUCUGCAUUUACUGCUUUAUCACCUAGCUUAUGGCAUAGCCGCUUAGGGCAUCCCGGGGACGCUAUUUUAAGCUCUCUUCGUCGUAGUAAUCUCAUUCAAUGUAAUAAGGGCCAUGAUUUUUUCUGUUCUUCUUGCCCUCUUGGGAAGCAUGUCAAACUGCCAUUUAAGAAUUCCAAGUCAUUUACUUAUUUUCCGUUUGAAAUCAUUCACAGUGAUUUAUGGACUUCACCUAUAUUAAGCUCAUCGGGCCAUAGAUAUUAUGUUUUAUUUCUGGACAACUACUCAAAUUAUUUGUGGACAUUCCCCAUCUCUAAUAAAUCCCAAGUAUUCUCUAUUUUCCAGAAAUUUAAAACGUAUAUCCACACUCAAUUUGAAAGGGACAUUAAAAAUUUCCAAUGUGAUAACGGGCGGGAAUUUGACAAUGGUCCCUUUGCUAAAUUUUGUGAAAAUAAUGGAAUGCAAUUCCGUUUCUCAUGCCCACAUACUUCCCCUCAAAACGGAAAAUCCGAACGCAAAAUCAAGUCCAUAAAUAACAUCGUUCGGACCCUUCUAGCUCACUCUUCCAUGCCUCCUACGUUUUGGCAUCACGCCCUUCAAAUGGCCACAUACCUUAUCAACAUCACUCCUACCAAGGUUUUGGGGUAUAAAUCACCCACACAAAUUCUUUACCAAAAAGAUCCUUCAUACUCUCAUCUACGUGUCUUUGGGUGUCUUUGCUAUCCCUUAUUCCCCUCAACCUCUAUUCAUAAGCUACAAGCUCGAUCCACACCAUGUGUAUUCUUGGGCUAUCCUUCC
Messenger RNA from Spinacia oleracea (spinach), 2129 nucleotides. RefSeq lists its product as uncharacterized. Bases 548 to 1285 code for a protein of 245 amino acids. NCBI's taxonomy places the organism in Eukaryota, Viridiplantae, Streptophyta, Magnoliopsida, Caryophyllales, Amaranthaceae. The record is from RefSeq and is a predicted model, not a curated record. The transcript is spliced from 2 exons.